This is a messenger RNA of Nematocida parisii ERTm1, 2754 nucleotides long. RefSeq lists its product as uncharacterized. Bases 1 to 2745 code for a protein of 914 amino acids. The record is from RefSeq and is a predicted model, not a curated record. The transcript has a single exon. NCBI's taxonomy places the organism in Eukaryota, Fungi, Microsporidia.
AUGCAAUUUAGCGAAAUCAUAAAAAUAUUACUAAUGGCGCGUUUUAUAUGCGCACAGCUAGAACUAGAAGAAAUAAAGAAAGUAGAGUGCACUCAGUUUGGUGCCAAUAAAACUGAAUACAUCAAUCCAGGCGGGGCGCUUAGCCCUAUACGUGGACACAUCCUGCACAAAAGCGGGCAUAUGCACAACAAGAGAUUCUUCUCCCCCGAGAUAGAUAUAUCAUAUAGCGUGAAGAAGGCGAAUAACCCAAAUUAUGGCAAUGUGAUAGAUUAUAUUUAUACUAGAAAGCCAGGGCAAGACAACGCGCGUGAAGAAGAUGGAGGCUCUGGGGAAACGGAGGGAUAUUUAUAUAGCUACUACCAGCAGAUUAUACAUAUGUUUCCAUCUGCCAUGGGCGAUCUAUCAAUUUCAUCGGGAAUAUCUAAUUCAUUUUCUCGGUUUAUUGCAGAGCACAGAAAAACCCCAGAUGUAUUGUACGUUCUAAGUGCUUUACUUCUGCUCUCUGAAGGCGUGGACGUUUCCAUCAAAGUAGAGAGGGUUAAUACUACCAAAAGCGAAGAAAGCAGCAUGCGUCUGGUUCUGAGGAAACAAGAUGCAGAUGGCUUCUAUGCCAACUUGGACAUGCGCCUAAAGGAUAUAAACCCUGUUUACAAAGAAAGGAAGAUCACUCAAACAAAAACAGAAAAAACCGUGAAUUUCUUUAAAUCAGCAGCACACCAGGCUGCAUUGGUCAUACCCGCCACUCUUGCAGAGCCAGCCACAUAUAAACAGUUCAUGUCAGGCGAGUUCAUGAAUACUCCGCAGUUUCUGAUUCAGUCGUACAUAUACGAGUUUAUUGACUCAGCAGACAUGUACAUUAAAUUCGUAGGGGCUGUAUACACCCUUCUUACUGAUUAUAUAAAUAAUAUUGAUGGGCGUGCGUGUAAUAAGAAGGAGCAUGCGCAAAAAGUAUUGAAUAGCCUGUUUAUGCAACGAGGUGGUGAUCUGGCUCCUUCUGAGUAUACUGCGUAUUUAUGUAAGCUGGAGGAAUUAAAACAUUCAAAUGGAAUUCUCUUCUUUGAAAAUACAGAGCUGCCUGACUACACAAGGGUUCCAAUAUACAGUGGCGGAAAACCUAUUUCUACAGAUGACUAUUCAAAGUACUACAGUAAUUGUGUUGAGGCCACUCUUCUAGGCCUGUUCUGCUGCUUUGCCUUUGACCCAGAAACAAGAAAGUACACCACUGAGCACAUGCCUGGCGCAUCUGAGGUAUUAGUAGAAUUUUUCUCUACACACAGCACGCCCAAAGAAAAUAUAAAUUAUAGCAUGCAUCUUGACUGGUGUAAAGUAGUGGCUGGACUGGGCAGCUCUAAAAUUGACUAUUUAAGAAACAGCAGGAAUGAACUGUGCUCUGGCUUAAUUAACAUGCUCUAUCUUAUACGGGAAGUAGCAGGGCAUACUAAAGCUCUUGAAGAAGCGAUCAACUAUUUAGAGGCAGUCUGCAGCGAGCAAGAACUAAGUGGAAAGCAUCAAAGAGACACCCAGCGCCAUAUACAGGAAGUCUGUAAGUGUCUCUCAAAGAACCAAGAUGUACAAGUUGUUUGUGAGAUGGUUGAGUCUGGGAAAAGAAGCAAUGGGCGCCCAGACAUAUUUGUUAAAAAUGGUAUUCAGAUUAUAUACACAUUUAAAGAAGUGCAGAGUGGAGUAGCACUGAUGGUAUCAAAAGGGCAUUCGAAAAUUUAUGUUGUAGAAAACUUAAACAGUGCCUCCGAUGAUGUGCAGGAUAUGCUAACCCAGCUAAAAGAAAGGUACAAGCAUACAGGCAGCUAUAUGCGAUGCAUUAUAAAACAUUAUAUUAACAUAGAGAUGGAAAAGAUCAAAAGCAAAGAUGAGUCCUAUGGGUAUAUGCCUAUUGACAUGAUAAACUAUGCAAUAGAUGACAAAAAACAAAACUAUAAUUUCCUUAUGCUAUGGGGGAAAAUAGACACUAUAUUCUAUAAGUCCGCUAUCAUUGAAUCCUUCCUAAUUGAAACCAGCGGGCAAGCAUUCUCCUGCGAUAGUUCUAUUGUGCGAUUCACUGAGAAUAUUUUGGGAAGUGUUUUGCUUGACACAGAAAUCGAAAGAGACUCAGUUCUACUUGCAGCUGCCUGCAAUCUGAACUACAUGCAAUACUACAAAAAAAUUGAGUAUAAUAUUUUGGAAGCAGCUGCGCUUGAUUUAACCUGCAGUGAGGCCACUCUAUUAAUACAAAAUAUAUUUCUCAGCAACUUUUCCAAGAACGGCACACUUCAGUCCUUUAAGUCUAUAUUACAGGUUUAUAGAGGCAAUUCACACAUGUUUCAGAUUCUUGCUAGUGAUUCUAUCUUCCAGUCGGUUUUUGGCAGCCUGAUUGAUACAAUGCCCAACGCCUUAAGCGAGGUGGUGUCUAUUAUAAAACUAAGCAUGCAGCCAGUUGAUAGGUAUACAUCAAACGAUAUUUUCACAGCAUGGCUCAUUCAUGCUAGCCGGAUGAACUCACUUUCUCUGCAGAUAGUUGAAUUUAUAUACAAUACAGUAGACCAUAGGAGUAUGUCCAGUGCAUGUUUGCAACUAAUUAAUUUGGGGGUGCUUGAAAAAGAAAAGGUUCUUAGUCUAUUGGAUAAUACAAAAGGUCUUUUGUGCCAGGACAGAACAGAGGCAUGCUUAGAGAAAUACAACAAAAUACAUUUGUUUUUCCAAGAAUGUAAGCCCAGAAUAUUAGUUAAGAGUGCUAGUACUCUUUUCUAGACAUUCCUA